Messenger RNA from Colletotrichum siamense, 1062 nucleotides. RefSeq lists its product as uncharacterized. The transcript is spliced from 2 exons. NCBI's taxonomy places the organism in Eukaryota, Fungi, Ascomycota, Sordariomycetes, Glomerellales, Glomerellaceae. Bases 1 to 1062 code for a protein of 353 amino acids. The record is from RefSeq and is a predicted model, not a curated record.
AUGCCACGAUGGGCUCAGUCCAUCCCGUCCUGCAUCUCCAUACUACGACAGAACUACGAGGGCAGCGACAGGCUAGAUCUUCACGAUGAUUAUACUUCAUUGCUACCAGCAGUUUACCGAGACGCACACGAGAACCUCAACAAUCCGAGUGUUUCCGAAAACAACAUCCUCGCCUGUAUUGAUAAGGAGCUCAAUCUGAAACGUCUAGCCGAUGUUCACAAUUGGCUUUGGCUUGCCGGCAGACCAAUGCCACCGCGACCACUGCAUUACCAGGACUUGCUUGGGCGUCAGAUACAAGUCACUGAGCAGAUGGAUAUGCAUCUUGUUUGGAGCAAGUCGAAAAUUUGGAUCAAGCCUCUACCGCGGUUCCUCAUGGAACCUCGGUUCUGGCAGGACUACCUGUCUUGCAAACCGGGCCCUAUCAAUGGCACUCAUCAUAUUGAUCGACAGCCAUGUAGCUGCAGGCUUCGAAGACAGCGAGCUCUCGGCUUCUUCUUUUCUUACGCAGCGCUUGUUUCUUACGAGAGCGAUUUCAUCAUCGCUCGCGACAAGCACCUGGUUCCCAUGGAGUUUAAUUGGUUGACAUGGCGGAGGUUCGUUAAAGAGCUUCUCGACAACGAAAACAUCUACCGCGACAUUGAUCCGCGUUUCCACUACGGCGAGCUGCGCCUGAACCGCCUGAACAAGCUUUACUACCUAUGGAAGACGCCAUUACGCGCCUACCGAUCCUACUGGAACCAGUACGGCUCGUUUUUCGAAGGCAACUUUACAUGGAUGGCUAGCUCGACCAUCUACUUAGUCGUUGUUCUGACUGCUAUGCAAGUUGGUCUUGGCACAAGUAUGCUCAAGGAUAAUCACGCUUUUCAAAGAGCAUCAUAUGGGUUCACUGUCUUCUCCAUUCUUGGACCUCUGAUUAUUGCUGCAGGUGUUGUCAUGGUGUUUGUUUAUUUGUUUAUGAACAAUUGGGUCGCGACACUCAGGUUCAAACGGAUGCGUAUGAGGUAUAUCAAACACCAAGUUGGAAAUGAAACGGAGGCCAAUGGCUCAUUGCCUCCUGUCUAA